This is a messenger RNA of Mastomys coucha (southern multimammate mouse), 2496 nucleotides long. It is a transcript of the gene Dffa, whose product is annotated as DNA fragmentation factor subunit alpha. Gene Ontology annotation, molecular function: deoxyribonuclease inhibitor activity. NCBI's taxonomy places the organism in Eukaryota, Metazoa, Chordata, Mammalia, Rodentia, Muridae. Gene Ontology annotation, biological process: apoptotic DNA fragmentation; regulation of apoptotic process; apoptotic process. The transcript is spliced from 6 exons. Bases 81 to 1076 code for a protein of 331 amino acids. The record is from RefSeq and is a predicted model, not a curated record.
GGGAGGAGGGGUGUCAAAGCUUAGGGAAGCGGCUGUGGGCACCCUGGGAUUUCCCAGAGUCGCCAGGUCCCACUUUGAGGAUGGAGCUGUCGCGGGGAGCCAGCGCCCCAGACCCGGAUGAUGUCCGGCCUCUGAAACCGUGUCUGCUACGCCGCAACCACAGCCGAGAUCAGCACGGCGUGGCAGCCUCCAGUCUCGAGGAGCUGAGGAGCAAAGCCUGUGAACUACUGGCCAUUGAUAAGUCCCUGACACCGAUCACCCUGGUCCUGGCAGAGGACGGGACAAUAGUAGAUGACGAUGACUAUUUCCUCUGCCUCCCUUCCAAUACGAAGUUCGUGGCGUUGGCCUGCAAUGAGAAGUGGAUAUAUAACGAUUCGGAUGGGGGAACAGCUUGGCUUUCCCAAGAGUCCUUUGAGGCAGAUCAGACAGACAGCGGGGCAGGGGUGAAGUGGAAGAAUGUGGCCAGGCAGCUGAAAGAAGAUCUGUCCAGCAUCAUCCUUCUGUCAGAAGAGGACCUCCAAGCUCUCAUCGACAUCCCGUGUACAGAGCUGGCUCAGGAACUCUGCCAAAGCUGUGCCACUGUCCAAGGCCUGCAGAGCACACUCCAGCGGGUGCUUGACCAGAGAGAGGAAGCCCGGCAGUCCAAGCAGCUCCUAGAACUUUAUCUCCAGGCCUUGGAGAAAGAGGGCAGCAUCUUGUCCAACCAGAAAGAGUCCAGAGCUGCCCUCAGUGAAGAGCUGGAUGCAGUCGACACAGGCGUCAGCAGAGAGAUGGCCUCAGAAGUGAUGCUCAACAGCCAGACCUGUACCACACUAAAGGAGAUGGCUGCUCCAGAGCUGAGUUUAUCUAGUCAGGAUUUGGAGUCUGUCUCCAAGGAGGACCCUAAAGCCCUGGCUGUCGCUCUGAGCUGGGACAUAAAGAAGGCAGAGACAGUCCAGGGGGCCUGUACCAGGGAGCUCGGCCUGCGCCUGCAGCAAGUGCAGAGCUUGCAUUCACUCAGGAAUCUUUCGACAAGGAGGAACCCACUGCCCGGGGAACCGCAGCAUCCCAAACGAGCCAAACGAGACUCCUCGUAGCCAAACCAGAGACAAGCUUUGCAGAGGACCUUGGUUCUGCUGUCAGUAAACACCUUUCCAUGAUCUCAUUACCGCCUACUCCCCUCCACCUCCUGCCCCGCUCUGUGCUCUUCUAGCUCCAGAAGAGCAGUUCCACGCCUAUGCAUCUACGCCUCUACCUCCUUUUAAUGUACUGGGAUUUCCGUUUUGUUUUCUUAUCUGUAGGAGAGUUUUGCCUGCAUGUGUACCUGUGUACCUCAUGUCCAUGAAGGCCAGAAGAGUGUCAGGUCCCCUGGAACUGGAGUUACAGCUCUCGGCAGCCAUGUGGGUGCUGGGAAUCAACUCUGGCUGUUCUGGAAGUAUGGCCAGUGCUCUCAGCCACUGAGCCAUCUCUCCAGCCCCCAGAAUGUGCUUAACGUGUGUUAGGCCUUAGGUUCUGGUGAAAGUACUAGUCAAGGGCAGUGAAAACCUGUCAUAUACUUUGAACCUGAUGUCCUUACUCUACAACUUGAAUAAUAGAGCUUUAGACACACAUGGUAGAGAAAAGGCGCCCAGCAGCAGCCACUGUGGCCAUGAACUUCUCUAGUUAAUAAAUGCAGUUGCUGUUAAAGGCACAUACUACAUUUGUGGACCCCAGGGACAUGGAGACUAACCCACCAUGUCUAAUAUCUAACUCAGUGAUGUGAAGCUUUACCGCUGUGAAAUUCCAGUCCAUUUUCUAAUAUGUUUUGCCAGCGGGGGGUAGAGAGAGUCAUUAAGUGAGGCCCAUGCUCUGUGACUCAGGUCUCUCUCUGCAGACCUGGGCACUUCCAGUUCUUCUCUGCAGUCUCUGCUUGGAGUUCUGCAACUUCUGCAAUCUACAGUGUUGUCUGCUUUCAGGGAAGGGACGCCUAGUGUGACUUUUACACGAGCUGGGAGAAAACAGUGCUAUCAAGAGUCUCCAGCCCACUUACUUCUUCUUUCGUGUGUGUGUGUGUGUGUGUGUGUGUGUCUGUCUGUCUGUCUGUCUGUCUGUCUGUCUGUCUGUGUGUCUGUGUGUUCUGGGUACUGGGGAUUGAACUAGAGCUUCAUACAUAGAUGCUGAGCACGUGUUCCCUAGAGCUUCAUACAUAGAUGCUGAGCACGUGUUCCCUAAUGAAGCACACCCCAGCCUCACAUUGACAAAGAAAUGUAGCAUUAAGUCUCAGGGUAAAAGUGGGGUGCACAGAGCAGAUAAAAAUAAUUGUUUCCUUGCUAUGGCGGGAGUCAGGUCUGUCGGCAGCUUUUCCAUCUUGUAGUGCCUGACAGCACCAGUUCCAAAUGUUGUUAUCAACACUCCUCCCACAUUUUUGUGGUGCCUCAAGCCUUAAAUAAAAGCCAUUGCUGAUGUUAACUCCAGUAGUCCCCUCCCACAUCUCUGCGGUGCCUUGAAAUCCUUAAAUAAAAGCUCUCGUUAAUCGCC